Molecule: messenger RNA, 1062 nt
Organism: Drosophila santomea
Lineage: Eukaryota; Metazoa; Arthropoda; Insecta; Diptera; Drosophilidae
Exons: 2
Coding region: 239-886 (215 amino acids)
Source: RefSeq, a predicted model, not a curated record
ACAACAAAUUCCGCCCACUCCAGUGCAUGGUCCUUCGAGUCCGCGACACAUCCUGAUCCUACCAGCGCUCCUUGCGGAAAAAUCAAGAUAAACUUACUCACUUCCUACAAUAAUACAUACAAUAGUACUUAUCAAUAAGUACUGCUCGAACUGCCUCGCCCAUCAGCACUCAGGAGGAGACUGCCGCAGCCAAGAGGGAUGCAAGAAGUGUGGAGGAGACCACCACACUCUCCUCCACAUGCACGAGGUCCUCCCCGCUCCGACCCCGGCAGCGCUACCAGCUCCGACGCGCAGAGAGCGCCAUACCGCUGCACCUCGUCCGGUCCGGAUUUCCCGCACUCCGCCACCAGCCCCAGUCGCCAACAAUCGCCCGCGUCCGAAGGUCUCCGUCGCGUCUCCGGCGGUAGCAAUGGGGCAGCAGAAGGCUGUCCCCAUCCUGCCUACAGCCAUCGUCGUGCUGGACACGGGCUCGAAGGCCUUCGAGACCGGGGCCAUGAUCGACCCAUGCAUGCCGGUGAGCAGCAUCGACCGGUCGUUGGCGGCUGCGUUCCGGCUGCCUAUCACCCGGCUGGGAGACGACGAGGUCUGCUCGGUGACACUCCGGUCCCGAACAAGCACCUUCCGACUCAACGUCGUCCUGAAGAUCGAACCCAGCCUAAGGAUCCGGACACCCAUCCGAGCUCUGAGCGACGGCGCAAGGGCCAAGUUGGACGGUGUUCGUCUCGCGGACGAGCGCUUCCACCGGCCGGCCACCAUCUCUCUCGUGUUGGGAUCAGAUGUAUAUGGCAAUCUGAUCCAACCGGGGUUCCUAAAAAUUGAGGAUGGGUUGCCCGUCGCGCAGAACACGGUGUUCGGGUGGACCGUUUCUGGAGCGUGCACGGAAUGAAGAGGCCGAUCCUGCUGUCUGUCCUGUGUUGUAAUAAAGUGCGAAAUUGAGGUCGAUCCCGUGACUUUUCACUUCUGGAGGAACUUAUCAGCAGCAGCCGCAACAACAACAAAUUCCGCCCACUCCAGUUCAGUUACUACAGUGCAGUUCACUUAAGGCAUAAGUCUCGACAUACU